Molecule: messenger RNA, 453 nt
Organism: Lindgomyces ingoldianus
Lineage: Eukaryota; Fungi; Ascomycota; Dothideomycetes; Pleosporales; Lindgomycetaceae
Exons: 1
Biological process (GO): microtubule-based movement
Cellular component (GO): cytoplasm; kinesin complex; membrane-bounded organelle
Molecular function (GO): kinesin binding
Source: RefSeq, a predicted model, not a curated record
GUGUUGAGUAAAGCUGCACAGUUCACGCUGACAAAAGGAAACCACAAAGCAGCCGAGAGUAUGGCAAUGAAAGCAGUAACAGUUAGGGACAGAAUAGAAGGGGAUGACAGUCUUAGUACACUAGCAAGUGUUAUCAUCCUAGCGGACGUGCUGCAGUAUCGGGGGAAGUACGAAGCGGCAGAAGAGAUGAACCGACGAGCGCAAGAGGGAUAUGAGAAGGCGCUGAGAACAGAUCACCCCUCCACGCUGACUAGUGUGGGCAACCUGGCAGGGGUGCUGCAGCAUCAGGGGAAGUACGAAGCAGCAGAAGAGAUGAGCCGGCGAGCACUGGAGGGAGGAGUGAAGGCGCUGGGGACCGAUCAUCCUAACACGCUCAACAGUCUAUACUGCUUAGCUUUCCUUUUUCUUCGCCAGCAACAAUACGAAAUUGCAUUUGCUCUAUAUCUAAGGGCA